Molecule: messenger RNA, 1629 nt
Organism: Gloeophyllum trabeum ATCC 11539
Lineage: Eukaryota; Fungi; Basidiomycota; Agaricomycetes; Gloeophyllales; Gloeophyllaceae
Exons: 2
Coding region: 1-1629 (542 amino acids)
Source: RefSeq, a predicted model, not a curated record
AUGUCUCCUCAGGCUGAGGGCGCGUACAAUUCUGCAGGUGAUAGGAAUGGGAUGAACGAACCCACUCAAGCAGGGCACCAUUCCCCACACGCUGGUUAUCCGGACAGAGUUCAUAGGGCAGGCUCUUCAGACUUACCUGUGGAGCUCAUCCAGGCGAUUUUCGACCGCACGUUCCCUCCUCAUUACUUACUUGACCCAGCACUGGAGCAGGGCCCAAACUCUCCCUGGUGCCGAACCCUACGGGACAAGAAAUCUGCGAUGCUAGUUUGCAGUUCCUGGAGAGACGUCUGCGUGCCGCUUGUGUACGAGCAUGUAUCUCUGAGGAGCGUCGGCCAGCUGGUCGCUUUUCUCAGGACGCUCAAAGGCUCGAGCCUCUAUGAUCUCAAGAAAAUCGUAAAGUCUGUCGCAAUAGUUUGCUCAGUCCCUGAUGCAUGCAAGAACGCGGUCCAAUCUUCAGCCGUGGACAUACUGGCGAUGUGUUCCGAAGUCAAAGGGUUCACUUACUCGCCAUUCCUGGGAGCCCACACCGAUGACUUCUAUGACUCGCCCGAGACUAUUGGCAUCGACCAACAUUUACCCUCGUCCAUUACUUCCCUUGCUCUUGGCCGGCACGUUCCUGCGUCGAUUUCUGUGUUCCAAUGCUUGGGCCGAAUGCCCCUCCUCAGCGAGCUCUCCUUGUACGUUGGUGAGGGGGACUUUCCCACUUCCGACGACUCACACAAUAUACCGGAAAUCGAGCUGCCUAACUUGCACACUCUUUCCUUGAGUCUGGAGCGGCCCUUCCGUUUGCAGAUUAUCCAUCGGUUAUCCACUCCAUCUUUGACUCGCCUCUCGCUGACCCUCUCCAAGCCCAACAUGUAUCAGACAGGCACUCUGUUCACAGAGCUCUGCGAUAUUGUGGCUAACAAAGGCCGAUCACUGCAGUAUUUGGCAUUGGAAAUGUGCAUAAUGAAUAUGAGCAUCGCGGAACUCAUCCAGCACUGCCCCAUGCUGGAGCAUUUCGUGCUGUCCGGUCGAGCAAGCCUCACAGGCAGCCAUCCUACCCUGAGAUUUCUCGACAUAUGCAAUGGCACCAUUGGUCUCGUCGGAAGUGGGCCUGACCUCGACUACUGGUUUCGUGAACUUUGGCUAGGCCGACUCGACGUCAGUUACUUGCGCGCCUCAUACCCCAAUCUGCAGAGCGCAAGGGUCCUGGAUUUUGCACUCUACCAUAUUCCCGGCCUCUUGGACGCCUUGCCUCCCAGGCUCGGAGAUGCUGAGGGAAAUCUGAGACUUCGCUUGCUAGACAUGGUCAUAUGGGACACCCCUAAUCUCGUCAUUGCCGAACAGACCGUGGCCGAAUAUGGCCUUUCAACUUCCGGUGACCUCGAGGCACUACUCCCGCAAGUUCUCGAAGGUCUCGGACAAAAUGCUAGCGAGUACUCGGAUGAUCUGGAAGACAGCACGUACGAGCCAUCCGGUAGUCCCUCAUCCGUGACAUCGUAUUCGUUGACAGGGUCAGGUGGUAGUCAUGAACCGGAAGCAGAGUAUCUGGAUGCAGAGGAGAUAUUGUCCAUCUUCAACGAGCUUCAGUCGCUGCCUAGGCGGGAGAGUCAAGGCGAAGUAGACGCUGACUCUGACGGUCCCUGA